AUGACGGUAGGUGACUCAAGCAACUUGUACUGUAUGAUGAAUUUAGACGUAAUUCGAGGAUCAGUUUCUGCUAGUGGUUCUCAGUUAUGUACCUGCAGAUUUAAUGUUGUUAUGACACCUAAAGAAUGACUCAGAGGACCACUGUUCAGUGGUCAACCUCAAUCUCAGAUGCCGUUUUGUGUGUGUCUGGACUGUUUGCCAUUCAUAGAUUACAUAGUUUUUCCGAUAAUUGGUUCUUCCACCUUGUAGCUACUUCUGCACAGUUGGAGGACACUCCACUGUGUGGAAUCCUGGGCUUCCUAACCAUAGUUAUAGCCUCUUGUUUAGGCAUUCUCCGAUUUGGUGUGCCAAACUGCCCAACUGGUCUAGUCAAUCUUCAUAAAAAAGCAUCAUGGUUUGCAGGGAUAGGUGGCAUGUCUCUAUUAGCGGCACAACUAAACUUUCUGUAUCAGCAUAUUAAUGCAGCUUACCUCCACCUGCUUGAUGUUGUGGUGGUUCUCCUUGCUUCUAUUGUUCUUCCAUCAAAACUAAGCUCCACACUCCAGCAGCUUCAAGAAGUAGGAGCUGUCCUUUCCCUCUGGAUUCUCAGUGUUACCCAGGAGAACUGGGUUGGAAUGCUUGGAACAGAAGUUUUAAUUGUAGCUGUUAUUAUUAUAGGAACUGAAGGAAGGUGUCUCGGAAUGCCCUCUGUUGAUGCUUUUCACUACACACUAGCUUGUUCCUUGUAUCUUUUGUCACGAGCACUUGCUGAGGGUUAGUUAACUGGUUGUGUUUCAUAAAAAUCUGAGCUGUUCAAAUGACAUUUUUACUCUUCACUUCAGUGGCAUCUUAGUGUAGAAAAUAAAUGUAAUAAUAGUUAUUUGCUUUCAGCAUGUUUAUCAAAAAGUUUCCUUGUGUAUUAAUAUACGAUGUAACAUUUCAUGCAUGUUACAUGUACAUCUCUUAAAAGCCUGGAUACUGUAUGCUAUCAGCUUAUUAAACAAAGCAAUUUACAAUUAUACUAUAAAUGUUUUUUUUUGUUUUUGCAACUCCCUCUUUCCUAUUACAAACAAGGCAGGAUUAUUUUAAAGGCUGUCAUGUAAAAUAUUUGGCAUUAUUAUAAAGAAUCCCUGUGAUUCACAUCA
This is a messenger RNA of Limulus polyphemus (Atlantic horseshoe crab), 1124 nucleotides long. RefSeq lists its product as uncharacterized. Lineage: Eukaryota; Metazoa; Arthropoda; Merostomata; Xiphosura; Limulidae. The record is from RefSeq and is a predicted model, not a curated record. The transcript is spliced from 4 exons. Bases 126 to 758 code for a protein of 210 amino acids.